Molecule: messenger RNA, 5334 nt
Organism: Gracilinanus agilis (Agile Gracile Mouse Opossum)
Lineage: Eukaryota; Metazoa; Chordata; Mammalia; Didelphimorphia; Didelphidae
Gene: TANC1
Product: tetratricopeptide repeat, ankyrin repeat and coiled-coil containing 1
Exons: 24
Coding region: 1-5334 (1777 amino acids)
Biological process (GO): regulation of postsynapse organization
Cellular component (GO): glutamatergic synapse
Molecular function (GO): protein binding
Source: RefSeq, a predicted model, not a curated record
AUGGAGAAGGGCAGCAGAGGACCAAUCAGGAAGCCCAAGUACGUGGAGAGUCCCCGAGUGCCAGGAGAUGCCGUUAUAAUACCAUUGAGAAAAGUGUCAGAGUCAACAGAGUCCAAUCAGAAUGAAGCAAAACCAGACAAUGAAUCGAGCUGUUCGCCUGCAGCUCAGGAACUGUUGACGAGGCUGGGAUUUUUGCUGGGAGAAGGGAUCCCAAGCACCGCACACAUAGCCCUUGAAGAAAAAAAUGAAGCCAUGUGUACUGCUCCUAGUCAAGGAAUCAGCCCUUGCUCUACUCUAACGAGCAGUACGACAUCACCUAGCACCGACAGUCCCUGCUCAACCUUGAAUAGCUGUGUCAGCAAGACGGCAGCAACCAAAAGUCCCUGUGGGACCAUUAGCAGCCCUAGUUCCACACUGGAAAGCAAGGACAGUGGGAUUAUAGCCACAAUUACGAGUUCAUCUGAGAACGAUGACCGGAGUGGCUCCAGUUUGGAGUGGAGUAAAGAUGGAAGCUUAAGGAUUGGUGUACAGCAAGGAAUUCUUCAUGAUCGGAGGGCAGAUAACUGUUCCCCGGUGGCAGAAGAGGAGACAACUGGGUCAACAGAGAGUCUGCCCAAAGCAGAAGCAUCUGUUGGAGAUGGUCCUGUUCCAUACACACAGAACUCCAGCUCCCUAAUAAUGCCACGGCCUAACUCAGUUGCAGCAACAAGCUCAACAAAGUUGGAAGAUUUGAGCUACUUAGAUGGACAGAGGAAUGCUCCCCUUCGAACCUCAAUCAGAUUGCCAUGGCACAAUACCGCGGGAGGUCGAGCCCAACAAGAAAUUAAAGCACGGUUUGUCCCUUACAAGCCACAAGACAUUUUGUUGAAGCCACUGUUGUUUGAAGUGCCAAGCAUAACAACAGAUUCUGUGUUCGUUGGAAGAGAUUGGCUCUUUCAACUGAUAGAAGAAAACUUGAAGAAUACAGAGUUGGCAGAAAAUAGGGGAGCAGUCGUUGUUGGAAAUGUGGGAUUUGGGAAGACUGCAAUUAUUUCUAAGUUGGUGGCACUUAGCUGCCAUGGGAGCCGCAUGAGACAGAUUGCUUCAAACAGUCCCAGUUCAUCGCCUAAAAGUUCUGAUCCCUGCCAGGACCUUCCUUUCACUCCAUUGUUCUCACCUAGUGCUUCUGCGGGUGCUACCAGUGCUGUGAAAACCCCAAGUUGUCCUGGUACUCCUGAGCAUCAGAGACCAGUAGAUGGUGCCUUGAGAUACCUUGCCUCCAAGGUGGUGGCCUAUCACUAUUGCCAAGCUGACAACACCUACACAUGUCUGGUCCCCGAGUUCGUGCACAGCAUCGCUGCAUUGCUGUGCCGGUCACAUCCGCUGGCCGCCUACAGAGACCUGCUGAUAAGAGAACCGCAGCUCCAGAGCAUGCUGAGCCUGAGGUCGUGUGUUCAGGACCCAGUGGCAGCAUUCACCAGAGGAGUCCUGGAACCACUCGCAAACCUCAGAAAUGAGCAGAAAAUUCCAGAGGAAGAAUACAUUAUUUUGAUAGAUGGCCUAAACGAAGCUGAGUUUCAUAAACCCGAUUAUGGAGAUACACUUUCUUCAUUUAUUACCAAAAUUAUUUCUAAAUUUCCUGCCUGGCUGAAGUUGAUUGUAACUGUAAGAGCAAAUUUUCAGGAAAUCAUAAGUACAUUGCCAUUUGUCAGAAUUUCAUUAGAUGAUUUCCCUGAAAACAAAGAGAUCCACAAUGAUCUGAAUGCCUAUGUCCAGUACAGAAUCAAUAGUAGCCAAGAGAUUAUCAACAACAUUUCUCUGAAUGGGAAAGCGGAUGCUGUCAUCAUUGGGAAAGUGAGCAACCAUCUCGUCAUGAGGAGCUUGGGAUCUUACCUGUACCUGAAGCUGACAUUAGAUCUCUUUCAAAGAGGACAUUUAGUGAUUAAAAGUGCGAGCUACAAAGUUGUUCCUGUGUCUUUGUCAGAACUCUAUUUGCUCCAGUGCAACAUGAAGUUCAUGACCAACUCUGCCUUCGAGAGGGCACUUCCCAUUUUAAAUGUGGCUCUUGCAUCCCUUCACCCCAUGACAGAUGAACAGAUUUUUCAGGCCAUCAAUGCUGGUCACAUUCAAGGCGAACAGGAGUGGGAAGACUUUCACCAAAGAAUGGAAUCCCUUUCCUGCUUCCUGAUAAAAAGGAGGGAUAAAACUCGCAUGUUUUGCCACCCAUCCUUCAGAGAAUGGCUCGUUUGGAGAGCUGAUGGGGAAAACACUGACUUCUUAUGCGAGCCAAGGAAUGGGCAUGCCCUUUUGGCAUUCAUGUUCUCCAGACAGGAGGGAAAGUUGAACCGCCAGCAAACCAUGGAACUUGGGCAUCACAUUCUUAAGGCACAUAUUUUUAAGGGUCUCAGUAAAAAAACUGGAAUUUCUUCAAGCCACCUUCAAGCCCUGUGGAUUGGGUACAGUACUGAUGGGCUGUCGGCUGCUCUUGCGUCCUUGAGAAAUCUUUACACUCCCAAUGUGAAGGUAAGCCGUCUCUUGAUCUUGGGAGGAGCCAAUGUAAACUACAGGACAGAAGUUUUAAAUAAUGCCCCAGUGUUAUGCGUCCAAUCUCACCUUGGCCAUGAGGAAGUGGUCACUCUCCUGUUGGAAUUUGGAGCUUGCCUGGACGGGAUGUCAGAGAAUGGCAUGACUCCACUCUGCUAUGCAGCAGCUGCUGGCCAUAUGAAUAUAGUCUCUCUGCUGUCCAAAAAGGGAGCAAGGAUUGAUCACCUGGACAAGAAAGGCCAAUGUGCAUUAGUGCAUAGUGCUUUAAGGGGGCACUGCGAUAUCCUGAAAUACUUGCUCAGUUAUGAUUGGGCAGCAAGUAUUCAUCAGCAAAAUGUGUUAAGGAAAAGCCAGGCACUUCAGCAGGCAUUGACUGCAGCCUCUAGUAUGGGUCACAAUGGGGUAGUCCAGUGCUUGCUGGGAAUGGAAAAGGAAUAUGAAGUAGAUGUCAAUGGCACAGACACAUUAUGGGGAGAAACAGCUUUAACAGCUGCUGCAGGAAGAGGGAAGCUGGAAGUGUGCGAGUUGCUGCUUCAACAUGGAGCGACUGUAUCUAGAACCAACAAAAGAGGGAUCCCGCCCUUAUUCUGUGCUGUGCGUCAGGGCCACUGGCAGAUCGUCAGGUUGAUGUUAGAACAUGGCUGUGAUGUGAACUCAAGUGACAAGCAGGGUCGGACGCCACUCAUGGUGGCUUCUUGUGAAGGGCAUUUGAGCACAGUGGAAUUUCUGCUUUCCCAAGGUGCAACUAUUUCUUCUCUGGAUAAAGAGGGAUUGUCAGCAUUAAGCUGGGCAUGCCUGAAAGGCCAUCGGGGAGUUGUUCAGUACCUGGUGGAGAAGGGAGCUACAAUAGAUCAGACAGACAAAAAUGGGCGCACACCCCUAGAUUUGGCAGCAUUUUAUGGUGAUGCAGAUACUGUGCUGUAUCUCGUAGAGAAAGGAGCUAUCAUCGAGCAUGUGGACCACAGUGGCAUGCGCCCUUUGGAUAGGGCAAUUGGCUGUCGAAACACAUCUGUUGUGGUCACGUUGCUGAGAAAAGGAGCCAAAUUAGGAAAUGCAGCUUGGGCAAUGGCCACUUCCAAACCUGAUAUUUUGAUUAUACUUUUACAGAAGUUAAUGGAGGAAGGAAAUGUAUUGUACAAGAAAGGGAAGAUGAAGGAAGCAGCCCAGAGGUACCAAUGUGCCUUAAGGAAAUUUCCUCGUGAAGGUUUUGGUGAAGACAUGAAAGCGUUCAAUGAACUCCGGGUUUCCCUCUAUCUAAACUUGUCUCGGUGCCGAAGGAAAACAAAUGAUUUCGGCAUGGCAGAAGAAUUUGCUUCCAAGGCUCUGGAACUGAAACCUAAAUCCUAUGAAGCUUAUUAUGCCAGAGCAAGAGCAAAGAGGAAUAGCAGGCAAUUUGUGGCUGCUCUGGCUGAUCUGCAGGAGGCUGUGAAGCUGUGUCCCACCAACCAAGAAAUCAAGAGACUUUUGAGUCGCGUAGAAGAGGAAUGCAAACAGCUACAAAGGAGCCAGCAGCAGAAGCAGCAGUGCCCCAGCUCGGCCCCAGCCAAUGACUCUGACAAUGAGGACGAGGCCCCUGCUGCUGACUUGGACGAUCCCUUUCCCACAGAGGAGGUGGAAGAGGAAGAGCCAGUGCAGCCUGUGAUGCCUCAGCCCUCUUCCUCAGCACCUGCUCCCUAUAGCAGGACACUUCAGGAAGGACUACAACCCAAAGCAAGACCAGCCUCACCCCAGAAUAGGCCAGUGAACAGUAAGCUCCCAAGGGAACCAGUUGUUCAGCCAGGGCUGAUCAUGCAGCCUACCAAGCGGGCCCAGAUUGUGAAAACCAACCAGCACUUGAGUUCUCUUCAGGCUAACCUGAGAACUGGAGCAGGUCCUAAUGGGGCAAAGAGUCAGGCUUCUUCCCAGAACCCUCCCCCGAGCCCCAUGCCGGGGAGGUCCCCUGCAAUUCUUACAAACAGAGGCCAACAUUUAGAGGGGACAGGCUCUUUUACUGCAGGAGCUAACUCCAGCCUGUACAGUGACCGGCUGGGCAUCACCCAGAACGCGCAUCUGCAGCGUGGCGAGGGUGGUUCUGCCUAUCCUUUACCAAGCAAGGUUAAAACUGCAGAAAGGCUUCUAGCUCAUGCUUCCUUAGCGAUGGAUGUAGCCCCUACAAACCAAAAUGUGUCAGUGAAUUGCAGUGAUAUGAGAAAUGUAGGUUCUCUGGCCAGUUCAGCCUCUAAUGGUUCUCCAUCUGGCAGCAUGAAAAUGUCCAAUUCAGCCAGCAGUUUAGCUUCAAGUAGUAGUUUUUCAGAUGGUUUGAAGGUCCAAGGGGCAGAUGCAAGAAAUAAGGAGAAGGGGGCUAAUAACCAGGUUCAGAGUGGUACGGCUGAACACAGACCACGGAAUACUCCAUUCAUGGGGAUUAUGGAUAAGACUGCGAGAUUCCAACAGCAGGGAAAUCCAUCCAGCCGUACCUGGCACUGCCAGGUGACCGAGGGAUUACUGACAAACCCAUCUGCAGCUGGUCUGCAGUCUUCACACUGUGAGCAGCCCUCUGUCAAGCAGGCAGGCGGAUACAAUAACCAAACUAAAAUGUGUUCUGCUCCCCCCCUGGGUGGAAUUGUCCACAAUGGGGCCCAGUUGAAAGAACUCGAGGAAAACAAGUGCCAAAUACCAGCCCAUUGUCAAGACAGCCGGAGAGGCAAGAAUGUCUCUCAUUUGUAUCCGGAGACUAUCUCUAAACAACAGCCCCCUAUUAGUAAGGAAGCCCAUCGGAGUCACAUCACUUCAGCAAAACCAAAGCGAUCCUUCAUAGAGUCAAAUGUGUAA